UUACAAGUCUUAAAAUAAUUGGGAGUUAAACACGAAAAAGGAAAAUACAACCAAACGGUUAGCGAAGAUCAAACGAUCCAUAUCUCUAUAGCUAACGCGACGUUCAGAGAUCCUUAGUUCGUCGAUUCGGCACCCGGUUCCUAAAGUGGAACACGGCGGAGGAUGGCGAAAAUAAGGGUUUCGACCUUGCUAUUGCUAGCUUUGUUCAUUGGACUCGCAAAAUCUCAGAUAACAGCGCCUGGAGUUCUCCUUCAACUUGGGGAUGUUGCUGUUAUCUCACCUGCAGAGGCACAAAAAGGUGAAAAGGGAGUAAAAGGAGGUCGUGGACCACCAGGUGAUGACGGAACAGCUGGAGCAAACGGAGGAGUAGGACCUCAAGGACCCGAGGGAGAAGAAGGAUUUGAAGGUGACGAAGGGGAUGAAGGACCACAAGGACCCCCAGGACCACCAGGUCGUCCAGGAGGAAAUCAGACUGCUAUCGUUGUUGUAUAUGGACCACCUGGACCAAACGGACCAAUCGGUCCGCCAGGAAGAACAGGACCUAAGGGAUACAUUGGUGAAACUGGCGAACCUGGAAGUCCUGGCGAUUCUGGACCAAGGGGUGAACCUGGAGUGGUUGGUCCAAAAGGAACUGCCGGAAAAGAUGGAGUUAAUGGACCCAAAGGCGAAACCGGAAGUGUUGGACCAAGUGGAGCUACUGGUCUUCCUGGCCUUCCAGGACCUUCUGGACAACGUGGUGCUAAAGGAUCCAAAGGAGAAUCAGGAGAGAUAGGUAAUAAAGGCGCGAAAGGUGAUGCAGGACGAAAUGGAGAAGAGGGUGAUUCUGGCCUACCAGGAACAAAAGGUGAACCGGGGUCAAGAGGUCCAAACGGGACAGUUGGUUUUGCAGGACCUGACGGACAAGAGGGGCCAAUGGGUCCUCUUGGAGACGCUGGGCCAGAAGGAAAUAAGGGACCUAGAGGACCGAGAGGUCCUGAUGGACCGCCUGGUGUUGCUGGACCACCCGGAGAGAGCGGAGCUACUGGACCGAGCGGGCCAACUGGGCAACCUGGAAAAAGAGGUGAGCCUGGUUAUCAAGGUGCACGGGGUGCCUCUGGAGAUCGUGGGCCGACAGGUCCUACUGGCCAGGACGGGGGCGACGGUGCUGCUGGUGGGCGUGGUCAACCUGGACCACCUGGUAUGCCUGGAUCAUCUGGACCAGCAGGUCCACGUGGAGAAAAUGGUAAACCUGGACAGAGAGGUUUAAGAGGACAACAAGGAGAACAAGGAGGUCCGGGUUUACAAGGAUCUGUUGGAGAGCGAGGAGAUAAAGGACCAAGAGGGUUAGCAGGACAACCUGGUAUAUCUGGACCCCCUGGAGAAAGCGGAGUUGAUGGUAGACCGGGACCAGCAGGUCCACCAGGUAAUCCUGGUCAAAGGGGAACCUCUGGUAUGCCAGGUUCUCCAGGACUGCCAGGAUUUCCUGGGAUUAAAGGUCAUGUGGGACCAAGAGGUUUCAGGGGAAAAUUUGGAGAAAAAGGAACUCGUGGUGAAACUGGUAGAACUGGUCAACGUGGUAUUCCUGGUCCUCGUGGUCCACCUGGAGACCCUGGUUUAGCUGGUCCCGACGGAAAAAAUGGGGAAAGAGGUCAACCCGGAAAAGAUGGAAUACCUGGAUCACCUGGCCAGUCUGGGCCUCGAGGUAUUCCUGGCAGACAAGGCUUAGCUGGUGAAAGAGGUGACAAGGGUGCAAAAGGGCGUCAAGGGGAUCCCGGAUUUGAUGGUACCCCUGGAGAGCAAGGAGAAGUAGGACCUAACGGUGACCAAGGAUUACCUGGACCAAGAGGGAGAAAAGGAGACCAAGGGGAUCCUGGAGAUCAAGGUGCACGUGGUGCAGCUGGUUUAACUGGUCCGCAAGGAGCAGCAGGACCACGAGGAAGGCAAGGAAGACGUGGAAAAGCUGGUAACCCAGGUGAGAGAGGAAAUGAUGGUUUACCUGGAAGACCUGGUGAACGUGGAUUCCCGGGAGAGCAAGGAAAUCCUGGUGCUCCUGGAUCGCCUGGAAUUUCUGGACGAAAGGGACCUGCUGGUCAACCUGGCCAAAAAGGUUCUCAAGGUGAUCCUGGUACGCCAGGUGAGGUUGGAUCCCCUGGAGCAGUUGGAAGACCUGGAGUAUCUGGAGAACAAGGAGCUCCUGGAGCCCAAGGAGAUCAAGGAGAAGUGGGAGAACCCGGAGAUCGAGGAAGAGAUGGUCAACCAGGUUUAAGAGGAUCAAUGGGACCUCGUGGUCCUGUAGGCCCUAGGGGUAAUCCCGGACAACGUGGAGACUCUGGAAUACCUGGAGAUGAUGGCAAACCAGGAGCCUCUGGAGCACCAGGUCCAGCCGGACUUGGAGGAGAACCUGGACAACCCGGACAACGAGGUGGUAUGGGAAGUCCUGGGAUAUCAGGAGCACCUGGAGAUGUUGGUGCUAAAGGUUUAAAAGGUAACAGAGGAAAACGUGGCAAAACAGGAAGUGCUGGAAGAGUAGGAGAUAAUGGAGUAAAAGGGCCUCGAGGACCAAAAGGCUUAAGAGGUCAAUCUGGAAGACAGGGAAUACCCGGUUUACCCGGUAAUACUGGCGUUCCUGGACCUGUAGGUCUUUUAGGCGAACAAGGUCCUUCAGGACCACCAGGGGCUGUUGGAAAACCAGGACCCAAAGGAGACAAAGGACGAAGUGGACCUGAUGGUCGCCCAGGUACUAAUGGUCGACCAGGACCCGAUGGAUCGAAUGGUCUGGACGGACGUUCUGGAAAAGAUGGAAGUCGUGGUGUGCAAGGGAACCCAGGACCAAGAGGAAAGCAGGGUCUAGCCGGAUUUGUUGGAGGUUCUGGUGCGCCAGGCGUUCCAGGACGAAGAGGACAAAGAGGACCAACGGGGGAGAAAGGUGCUGAUGGUAAAAAUGGAGUUGAUGGAGAACCUGGUGAUGAAGGUCCACAAGGACCACAGGGAGCACAGGGUGAAUCCGGUUCUGACGGGGCUGACGGUAUUCCAGGACGAAAUGGAAGUCCUGGUUUAACUGGACUAAGAGGCGAUAAAGGUGAACGUGGAUCAGCGGGUCUAAAAGGCAAGAAAGGUGACAAGGGACAAACAGGCCCCGAUGGCCCACCAGGUGCACGUGGAGAUAGGGGGUCAACUGGAGCAUCAGGAGCAGAUGGAGACAAAGGAGACGAUGGAAGCAAGGGGGAGGCUGGACUACCAGGUCCUUUGGGGGCUAAUGGUGAUCGUGGGGAUACUGGCAAGAGAGGAGAAAAAGGUGAUAUUGGCUUUAUGGGAUUUAAAGGAAAAAAAGGUCCAAGAGGCUCAAAAGGAACCAGAGGAUUGCCUGGGUAUAUGGGAGAACAAGGGGAUCUUGGCCCUAAAGGAAGACAAGGUCCAACAGGACCGAAUGGGCCAGCUGGAGUUUCAGGGCCAAUGGGACCACCUGGAGUUAAAGGACCAACUGGUGAUCCAGGACCAAAGGGUUACAGUGGAAAAGAUGGACGGCAAGGUCCACCUGGACCUCCUGGGCCACCGGGUCUCACUGGACCUGCAGUGCUUCCACCGUGGUUGGGAGGUGGAUUGGCAGAAGGAGAAACGAAAGGACCAGAUGAGGAGACAGGUCCUGAAGAACCAGGACCAAACCCAGAAGAACCUACACCAAAUAUCAAUCCUUUUUUCCAAGUAUAUAAAUAUUACUCAAGCGACACGAAGAAAACAAAUCCUACCGAUAAAGAUCUUGAUCAUCUUGAAAAAAAAUUUGCUGAGAAAGUACAAAAGUUAAAAUCUGAAGUUGCAAAAUUAGAAAAACCGGACGGAUCUGAGUCGUAUCCGGCACGCACCUGCAAAGACAUUCAUGCCUUCCAUCCAACAUUCAAAUCUGGCAUGUAUUGGAUCGAUCCUAACAAGGGAUGCAAAGAAGAUAAGAUCAGAGUUCAUUGCAACUUUAACAUAACCGAUGAGGAGGAUAUGGUAACAACAUGUGUCUAUCCACAAAACAAAAUGACUAUCGAAAAGGCAAGCUGGGGAAGUAAACUGUUAACAAAAGCGCAAAAGUGGUUCGACGAGGAUCAUGAGCUUGGAAAGCUUGCUUAUUCAGCAGAAUUAUCUCAACUUACUUACCUCGGAUACUUAAGUAAAGAAGCCUUCCAAAACGUCACCAUCCAUUGCCAGAAGUCGAUUGCGUGGUUUGAUCGACAGAACAACAACUACAAGAAAUCCUUAAAAUUUAAAGGUACUGACGAACAAGAAUUUAAAUACAUUCCAAAGGACGCUAACGAUGAUGAGUCUAAAUUCUCUCCCGAAGUCCUAAAGGACGAUUGUGCUUUCCUCUCGUCAGCAUGGAAGGAAACAGUACUUCGCUUCAGUAGCAAGAAGUUUAUUAGACUUCCUAUUGUCGAUAUGGCACCGUGGUACAACAGUGAUGCCAAGUCGCAGUUUGGACUAGAGUUGGGUCCAGUAUGUUUCAUGUAGGACUACAAAUAGCAAGAUAAGACAAUUACCCUAGUGACGUAAUCACUAGUAUUUUAACACUCUUUUUAAAGUGUUUAUAGUUAGAUCCUGAUUUUGUAAAUUUUUGGUACAUUGCUUGAUUGUACGCCAUUCCCCUGCGCUUUCCCCCUUUUAGUCGGUUCCCUAAUGCGUGCGCGCGUGCGAAAAAAAUAAUAAAAAUAUAAAAAUCUGAAAA
Hydractinia symbiolongicarpus is the source of this 4684-nucleotide messenger RNA. RefSeq names its product collagen alpha-1(I) chain-like. Bases 163 to 4470 code for a protein of 1435 amino acids. Gene Ontology annotation, molecular function: extracellular matrix structural constituent. Lineage: Eukaryota; Metazoa; Cnidaria; Hydrozoa; Anthoathecata; Hydractiniidae. The record is from RefSeq and is a predicted model, not a curated record. The transcript has 19 exons.